Hypoxylon fragiforme is the source of this 1740-nucleotide messenger RNA. Its product is annotated as WD40 repeat-like protein. Bases 1 to 1182 code for a protein of 393 amino acids. Gene Ontology annotation, biological process: negative regulation of transcription by RNA polymerase II. The transcript has 3 exons. Gene Ontology annotation, molecular function: protein binding. Lineage: Eukaryota; Fungi; Ascomycota; Sordariomycetes; Xylariales; Hypoxylaceae. Gene Ontology annotation, cellular component: transcription repressor complex; nucleus. The record is from RefSeq and is a predicted model, not a curated record.
AUGUACAAAGGGACAUCCGCAGAGAAUUUCUUCGAAACCGAUGCCGAGCAAGCCAAAAGGACUAGGCGUGCAGCAAAAUCUUCCAACAAGUAUGGCGACCCUAUUGUCCUCAAGUCCAAGCUGCUAGCUGCCAUACCAGAUCCUACGAGUCCAACAUCUCUUCUCGUAGCAGAAUCUGCUGGUGCUGUUCGCAGAGUGAAUCUCCAUACACGGGAUACUAAGCAAGUAUUCCGAGGUCCAUUGACACCAGUCACCUGUGUUGCCGUCGGUGGGCCUGGGGGUCAAACAGUCUUUGCCGGCUCAUGGGAUAAAGACGUUUGGUCCUGGGAUCUAGCAUCCAAGGCCCUAGCUCGCAAAUACAGUGGCCAUUCCGAUUUUGUAAAGGCUGUUGUAUGCACCAAUAUUGGUGGGAAAGAGUGCUUAAUUAGUGGUGGUGCCGACAAGAAGAUUAUGGUGUGGGAUGUUGAGACCGGAUUCCGACUCCACGUAUUGCAAGACCAGUCCAAGACCAUGAUGGCCAUUCAACACCUCGUUAUUGACCCAGUCUCAUCGGGGCCUGACGCGGCCAUACUCGUCAGUGCAAGUAGCGAUCCUCACCUUCGCCGAUGGCGUAUACGGCUCGAUGGCUUUGAGCAACUCAAAGAAGAGUCACCGGAUGAGCCUGGUGCGGUACGUGACACAAUCUUAGAACACGACACUACGAUCUACAGGAUGGUAUUUGACCACGAAGUUGAAGAGGUUGACCUGUGGACAUCAAGUGGCGAUGGCACGGCCAAGUGUCUGUCACGACUCAAGGGAUUUACCGCUAAUGAUUCCAUCCAACACGGUGACCAUGUACGAGCUGUCGUUGUCACGGAUCAAUGGGUAAUAACUGGUGGUAGAGAUGAAGAUGUCAAGGUUUGGGAUCGAGCAUCAGGAAAAUUAUACUGCAUUCUGGAGGGCCAUUACGAUGAGGUCAUCGAUUUAGUACUUUUGGAUGGGGGCAAACGAGUUGUGUCUGUUUCUCUUGAUGGAACUGUGCGAACAUGGCCUCUUGAUCGGGUUGGGCUCGACAAGAUCAUUAAAGAGAGGGAAGAUAUAGCUAAGGGAGUUGAAAAGGAAGUCCCAAUUGAGCCAGCGAAGGGACUCAUGUCAGCGGAGGAGGAAGCCGAGCUUGCUGCGCUGAUGGAAGAUGAUGAUUAAUUAUAGUCUUAUUCAGAAGAAAUGGGGAAAAAAAGGGGCCGGUUUUUAGAAGUAUUCGACUAAACUCGAAUCUAUCGGCUGAAGGAGAUGAGAGGCUUGUUUCACCCCCGAAAAGAAAGUCUACACGUGCCUAGCACGAUCACACGAUAGUUCACCGGUGUCUCCUGAAACCUUAAUUUCGUGGCACCGGUUCGAGUUUGUCUCUGUUGAAGAUGCAUACCUAGGUAUCUACCUUGGUAGGUAGGCAUAUGGGAUCGAGGGUGUGACAAAGGAGAAGGCCCCUAUUAUUCGGUCUAUUCGGUCUAUUCGGCCUCCUUGGUCUAUUAUCGACUCCAGAGUCCAGAUUAUAGACAGAAAAUCUGAUUCCAUGAGACUUUGGGGGCGUAGAUCACGAUUUCUAAUAUUCGACCUAGUGAUAUGCCAUUUUGCUUCACCGAGCACUCUUAAAUUAGGACACGCCACAAUGAUCGUUCUAUAGAGUUCAGAGGCGCAGUUAGAUAUUACGUGCGAAUCAUUUAUUAACCUAUGGGGCUAUCAAAACGUACUACUAGUAUUCGC